UCACGUCUUUGAAUUCCACUGAAAAUAAGUCACCAAGUAUAACAUGCACUGCUGAUGGUCGCCCGGGAAACAUGAACUUCACAAGUUUCAGCCAUUACUGGAAUGACGUGUUUAUCCGGAAUGUGCCUGUCACACCUGUUGGACAUAAUGAAACCAGACUGACAUUUAAUCCCGCUACAUAUGAAGACAGUGGGACGUACUACUGUACUGUUGAUAAUGGAGUUCCAGACAGAUCGGGAAAUAUAUCACAGACAGCAACCAGUUAUGUCUACAUCGGAGCAACACCAAAGAUUACUAAGGAAACUGAGCUUGAUAUUCCUGUGGGUGCAGAAAUAGGAAAACCAGCAAUACUACAGAAAACUGUGUUUUCCAAACCAGAUAAUAUUAGUUUCAAUUGGAACAGAUCUGAUAGCAACUCUACCUUUAAUUAUACAAAUAUUAAGCCAGAAAACAUUACUCUGGAAAUAUAUGGUAAAACAGUAAACGACUCUGGCUACAGAAUCUCACUCAAUAUCAGCUCAUUCUCACAGGAAGACAUAGGAACCUACACACUGAAUGUCUGUAAUGGUGUUGGAUGUUCUCAGUUUUCUGUAAACCUGACAGCGGCAGGACCACCUCGUCCUCCAAAAGAGUUCCAACAAGAAGGGGAAUCAUCUCACACAGUAAGGUUGUCAUGGUUACCUAACUAUCCAGGCGGUAAAUUCAAACAAAGAUUUAUACUGGAGUACAAACUCCAAAGUGAGUCUGAAUGGAUGACUGAAUGGACCAGUGACUGGUCUGAAUAUUUACCACAAAAUCAGAAAAUGUUUUACAACAUCACAAACCUCAUGGCUAACCAGGUGUAUGACGUCAGGCUGUCAGCUGAGAAUGACCGCCCAAAAGACAAUGUUAGUGUCUUUGUCAACAUAACAGCAAUGACAGCAAAAGAGGCUAAGAAACUAAGUGGACCUGGUUCGGGGAUUGGUGGUGCUGUUGGAGGUGCUGUUGGUUCUGUGGUUGUGGUUGGCGUUAUAGUGGUGCUGGCUGUGUUCUUUGUACGACGAUCACGAUUAUCAAGCAAAAACAAUGCUGUACCACAGACCGGAGACUCUGAUCUCACGUAUGAAGGACUUCAAGAACGGGGAGACUCGGCCCAAUACUCCCAACUCACCGUGUAUCAAAAUCUACACAGCUCUGAUGAUGCACCACAGACCGGAGCCUCUGACGGCACGUAUGAAGGUCUUCAAGAACGGAGAGACUCGGCACAAUACUCCAAACUCACCGUGUAUCAAAAUCUAAACAGCUCUGAUCCAAAUUACAGCAACUUGAGAAGUUUAUCUACAAUGUAAAGAAAACAUCACAAUUUAGUGUUAUAACAGAGAUUAACAUUGAUGUGUAUGACAUAGAGAUUAACAGUGAUGUGUAUGAGAAAGAGAGGGAGGGAGAGGGAGAGAGAGAGAGCGAUCGAGCAGUAGACUUUAUAUGUGCACUGUGAUGUUUCAUUAGUGAAAGACACCAAAUACCAUUUAUUCACGGGAGUUUGUGGGAAGGUCGAACAGACCCAUUUCACAUACCGGAAAUAUAUCUGCACAAGUAGUCUGUUGUUUGACUGAUCAUUUCAUGGCAGAUAGUUGUCAAUGUUAAUAUUACAGUCACUAUUUAGUGUUGGGGGCUGCAUCUAGCUGUCGGUAGAGUGCUAAUCUGAGGUUCGACUCACCUCAAUGGACCCAUUAACAAAUUGUUUUUUUUGGUGUCCCAAGCAAUGCCCCACGAUUUGUAUAUCAAUGGUAUGUGCUGCCAUGCAUGUGGGAAAGUGGGAAAAUGUAGCAGGGUUCCUCUAAGACCCAAUGUUUGACAUCAAAUAGCGGAUGAUUAAUAAAACAGUGUGCUCUAGUGGUGUCGUUAAACAAUAAAAACUUUACUAUUCAAUGGCAAACUUCAAAUGGGGGUAUUUUCUCAUCGCUUGUAUUUUCUUCAGUAUCUCUCUCAUUUAAAUUUAAUUUUAAAUUAUCAAAUCGAUCGCACUUCACUGCAACGAAAAGUACACAAGUUAAAAUACAGCUAGCUUGUUUUCGUUUCAUAUUCGUUUGAAGUGAGGUUUUUUUGGUUUUCACAUUUCAGGCAACUGUUUAUGCCGCAUGCAUCAUUUAUUUGUCUUAUGGUGUAUAGGACAGUUAAAAUGAUAUAUUAUGUGUAUGUACAUAUAUAUUUUUUUUGUAAUAAAGUAUUUAAUGUGU
Messenger RNA from Gigantopelta aegis, 2216 nucleotides. RefSeq names its product neural cell adhesion molecule L1-like protein. NCBI's taxonomy places the organism in Eukaryota, Metazoa, Mollusca, Gastropoda, Neomphalida, Peltospiridae. The record is from RefSeq and is a predicted model, not a curated record. Gene Ontology annotation, biological process: cell-cell adhesion. Bases 72 to 1328 code for a protein of 418 amino acids. The transcript is spliced from 6 exons. Gene Ontology annotation, molecular function: protein binding.